AAUUCUGCAAGUGGUUCUGAUUUACUAUCGCUGUUCUCUAGCUGGUCUAAAACCGCUUUUGACCUAAAGGGACGCUUUUUGGACGCCAUGGACGUUUCUCAGUUUCCAGGCAGAAAGAACGGUAAAAAUGCAGGCAGGGCACAGGACAAAGCACUCGGGACAAAAUGUAUGUGAAAUGGUUUGAUACAUGAAUGUCACUUUUUGACAUUUUUAAAUUUCCUGCCAGUUCCGUCCCCGUACGUCCCGAGGUUUGCAGGGAACGGAACCUGGAAGACAGAUGCCAGCAUCGGCCGGAGGAUAUGGCCGGGGACACUGCAGGAGGGACAU
This is a messenger RNA of Staurois parvus, 327 nucleotides long. The record is from the annotation of a GenBank genome assembly. NCBI's taxonomy places the organism in Eukaryota, Metazoa, Chordata, Amphibia, Anura, Ranidae.